Molecule: messenger RNA, 1656 nt
Organism: Elephantulus edwardii (Cape elephant shrew)
Lineage: Eukaryota; Metazoa; Chordata; Mammalia; Macroscelidea; Macroscelididae
Gene: LIPC
Product: lipase, hepatic
Exons: 8
Coding region: 1-1656 (551 amino acids)
Biological process (GO): lipid metabolic process
Molecular function (GO): triacylglycerol lipase activity; apolipoprotein binding
Source: RefSeq, a predicted model, not a curated record
AUGGCAGGAUGGAGACCAGGUCUCCUCAACAUCAGUUAUGGUCCUGCUGGCUCAUUUCCUCGCAUCUCCGAGGAGGAGAAUGGCCAUUCCACUGGAGAUGCUCUUGGGGCUUCCCCAGAACAUCUCACUGAUGCCCCACACCUGACACGAACCCACUGUUCUGUACUCUUCUUAGAAAUGCUUCUUGAGCUGGCACACAGCAACAGCCUCCAAGCUGAACACUAUCCCCCACCUUGCCUUCCAGAGGUGUCUCGAAAAAGUUCUCGAGGAGAAGCGAAUAAAAUAUUGCAGGAGACGACGACCAGAUUUCUGCUCUUUGAAGAAGCAGCUGAUAAAGACUGCCAGGUUCUGCUCCAUCACCCCAACACGCUUCAGGAAUGCGGGUUCAACGCCUCCCUGCCAUUGGUGAUGAUAAUCCACGGGUGGUCGGUGGAUGGCUUGCUAGAAAACUGGGUCAGUCAGCUAGUGGCUGCACUGAAGUCCGGGCUGUCGCAACAAGUGAAUGUAGGUGUGGCAAACUGGAUGUCCCUUGCCCUCAACCACUACGCCAUUGCUGCUCGUAACACCCGCUUGGUGGGCCAGGAGAUUGCAGCUUUUCUCCGGUGGCUUGAGGAAUCUGUGCAAUUUUCUCGAAGCAAUGUUCAUCUAAUUGGAUACAGCCUGGGUGCACACGUUGCUGGAUUUGCUGGCAGCUACAUCGGCGGAACACACAAAAUUGGGAGAAUUACAGGGCUCGAUGCUGCGGGCCCCUUGUUUGAAGGAAUAUCCCCCAGUGACCGUCUUUCACCAGAUGAUGCCAAAUUUGUGGACGCCAUCCACACCUUUACGAAGGAGCACAUGGGUCUAAGUGUGGGCAUCAAAGAUCCUGUGGCACAUUAUGACUUCUACCCUAACGGGGGCUCCUUCCAGCCUGGCUGCCACUUUUUAGAGCUCUACAAACACAUUGCUAAGCACGGCUUAAACGCCAUUACCAAGACCAUAAAAUGCUCACACGAGCGGUCAGUGCACCUCUUCAUUGACUCCUUGCUGCACAGCAGCAUGCCAAGCACUGCCUACCUGUGCAGCAACAUGGACAGCUUCAGCCAGGGCCUGUGCCUGAGCUGCAAGAAGGGCCAGUGCAACACCCUGGGCUACCACAUCCGCCAGGACCGGCCCAGCAAGAGCAGGACGCUCUACCUGGUAACCCGAGCCCAAGCCCCGUUCAAAGUUUAUCACUACCAGUUCAAGAUGCAGUUCAUCAACCAACUUGAGAAAAGAGUAGAGCCCACCUUUACCGUAUCUCUACUUGGAACAAAGGGGGAGAUGCAUAACAUUCCCAUCACUCUGGGCGAAGGAAUUACCAGUAAUAAAACUUACUCCUUUCUAAUCACACUGCAUUUUGACAUCGGUGAGCUGGUCAAGAUCAAGUUCAAGUGGGAAAGUAGUGCCAUAUGGGCCAACGUCUGGAACACAGUCCAAACCAUCAUUCCAUGGAGCACAGGGCCCAGAAACUCAGGUCUCCUUCUGAAGAUCAUCAAAGCCAAAGCAGGAGAAACCCAGAAAAGAAUGGCAUUUUGCUCAGAAAACAUGGAGGAUCUACAACUUCACCCAAACCAGGAGAAAAGUUUUGUGAAAUGUGAAGUGAAAUCUAAAAAACGGAAACUGAAGAUCAGAUGA